This is a messenger RNA of Columba livia (rock pigeon), 819 nucleotides long. It is a transcript of the gene FABP2, whose product is annotated as fatty acid binding protein 2. The record is from RefSeq and is marked provisional. Gene Ontology annotation, biological process: fatty acid transport. Gene Ontology annotation, cellular component: nucleus; cytosol. Gene Ontology annotation, molecular function: long-chain fatty acid binding. NCBI's taxonomy places the organism in Eukaryota, Metazoa, Chordata, Aves, Columbiformes, Columbidae.
AGAAAAGUCCUCCUACAGACAGAAACAUGGCAUUUAAUGGUACUUGGAAAAUCGACAGAAAUGAGAACUAUGAAAAGUUCAUGGAGGCAAUGGGUAUUAAUGUGAUGAAGAGAAAGUUAGGAGCCCAUGAUAAUCUGAAGAUCACUAUUCAACAAGAUGGAAACAAAUUUACGGUCAAAGAAUCAAGCAACUUCCGUACUAUAGAUAUUGAAUUCACUCUGGGAGUCAAUUUUGACUACAGUCUGGCUGAUGGGACUGAACUUACUGGUUCUUGGAACAUGGAAGGAGAUAAACUUGUAGGAACAUUUACAAGAAAAGAUAAUGGAAAACCACUCAAAGCACACAGAGAAAUCAUAGGUGACGAACUUGUUCAGACCUAUGUAUAUGAAGGCGUUGAAGCCAAGAGAAUCUUCAAAAGGGGUUAAAUACUUCACCAAGAACAGCACCAGAAUCAAAAUCCAGUGAAACAGACCACGUUUCUACAUAUCCUCUGCUUUUUUUCCUUCUAACCACUCACAGCACCUCCUAGGCACAAUUCCUAAGUUGCAAUUAAGUAGCCCUAUUGAAAACACAGGCUAGUUUCUUAAGUUCCUUAUGUUUACAGUUUUGUCUGGAAUAAACAAAAUCUCAUUACAAUUUGAUACAAAUGCUAAAAUGGAAUUUGUACUAAAAGUCUUGCUGGGUGCCAUACUAGAAAAGGCUGCAGAAACUAUUUUCUAUGAGCAGAACAACCUUUUGGUUUGGUUUGGUUUUUUGUUUUUGCACUAGUUUUCAAAUGGCAACUGAGUUUCCCCACCAUAAAAUUUGUAUUUGUAAACA